AUGCAGACCUCUUACAUCUUCACCACCAUCCUUGCCGCUGCCGGCCUCGUCGCUGCCCUUCCCCAGCAGGCUACCCCCACUACCACGGCCACCGCCACGGUUUCCGCCACCCCUACCUGCUCUCCCGGCCCCGUCGUCGACUACACCGUUGUCUCCGGCGACACCUUGACCAUCAUCUCCCAGAAGUUCAGCUCCGGCAUCUGUGACAUCGCCAACCUCAACAGCCUUGCCAACCCCAACCUGAUCCUCCUCGGCCAGGUCCUCAAGGUCCCCACCUACGUCUGCAACCCCGACAACACCUCUUGCUUGGCCAAGCCUGGCAACGAGCCCUGCGUCAAGGACGGCCCUGCCACCUACACCAUCAAGGCCGGCGACACUUUCUUCAUUGUCGCCCAGAGCUUCAACCUCGACGUCAAUGCCCUUCUCGCCGCCAACGAGGGUGUCGACCCUCUCCUGCUCGAGGUCGGCCAGGUCAUCAACAUCCCCGUUUGCAAGGCAUAA
Colletotrichum truncatum is the source of this 501-nucleotide messenger RNA. Its product is annotated as intracellular hyphae protein 1. Lineage: Eukaryota; Fungi; Ascomycota; Sordariomycetes; Glomerellales; Glomerellaceae. The record is from RefSeq and is a predicted model, not a curated record.